Molecule: messenger RNA, 1551 nt
Organism: Daldinia vernicosa
Lineage: Eukaryota; Fungi; Ascomycota; Sordariomycetes; Xylariales; Hypoxylaceae
Product: oxidoreductase
Exons: 1
Coding region: 346-1407 (353 amino acids)
Molecular function (GO): protein binding
Source: RefSeq, a predicted model, not a curated record
UUUGUUUUUUUUUUUUUUUUUCUCGAGUAGAAUCCAACAGAAUAGAUAAUAAAAGACGGAGUUCUAUCAUAUCAUAACCCUUCUCCCUAGACUCCUCGACUUUGAAGUGUCAAAUCGACCUGCCUAAUAAGGAAAAAAUGCUUGAGACAGGGGUCCGUGAAGGUGCCAUGGACUCGGGAGAGUGCUACGCCGCAAGCUACCAAAACCAACAAACAGUGAUAAGAUUAGGUCGAGAUCUAAUUUAAAAUGGCAUGUCCCCUAUCCUUACCUUUGGUCAACCCGACUGCAUCAUCCCUCAGCAUUCGGUGACAAUCGUAGUCUCGAGGACGAGCGAAGGAAGCAAUCAUGACGCGUCUAUCGUGGAUUUCCCUGCUGGGUCUGGCGAGCUUAAGCGCUGGUCUAUCAACAACCCCGAAGGACAUCGCAUUUCCAAGACCGACAUGGAAACAUCUUCCAACGGGAAGCGACGCGCGUUUCCGCGGCUUAGCACCCGUGUCGGAUAAGAUCGCGUGGGUAUCAGGCACGAGCGGGACUGUUCUCCGCUCUACAGACGGCGGCAACACCUGGGAAUCCGUCGGGCCUGAACUAUCGGAGGCAGAUUCCGCACUUGAGUUCCGCGACAUCGAAGCGUGGUCCGCCGAUAAGGCCGUCAUCCUGUCAAUUGGCGAGGGUAACAGCUCGCGCAUCUACGUCACGGAUGAUGGCGGCGCGACAUGGACCCAGUCUUUCACUAAUCAGGAACCGACCGCGUUUUACGACUGCAUCGCAUUCGAGAACCCGAGGCGGGGAAUGGCGAUGAGCGACCCGGUCGAUGGGAAGAUACGAUUAAUCGAGACGCGUGACGGUGGCGUGACUUGGGAUAUUGUCGACUCCGACGGCAUGGUCCCGGCGCUCGAAGGCGAGUCGGGUUUCGCCGCGAGUGGGACGUGUCUUGCAACAACGGCCGGCCGCUGGUAUGUUGCGUCGGGGGGUGUCAAUCCCGGCCGCAUAUUCAGGAGCAGCGAUGGACAUCGCUGGGCUGUUUCGGAUGCUUCUAUAGCCGGCGGCGAGGGCUCCGGUGUCUUCUCGGUACAGUUCCGCGAUGCGAAGCACGGCGUAGCUGUUGGAGGAAACUAUUCGGCGCCUACGGGAGCCAUCAGCAACGCAGCGUGGUCAAAAGACGGCGGCGUGACUUGGGUCCCGUCUACGUCGUUUCCCGGCGGUUAUCGCUCUGGGUCUUCCUGGGUUCCGGGACGCUGGAAUGUAGCUCUUGCGGUGGGCCCAACGGGUUCGGACUAUACUCUCGAUGGAGGUAGGAAUUGGCAUGGGUUUGAUAAUAGUAGCUUGGAUAGUGUGGAGUGUGUAAAGGGGGGUGUCUGUUGGGCAUCCGGGGAGAAGGGCGCGGUGGCACGCCUCGUGCUUGUAUAAACUUCGAAUGUUGUUAUAGUGAAACCUAGUAUAAGAUCAAAAGUAGUCAUUAUCCCACAUGGAUCUUUUAAAGAGGUAUGGAAUGUUUUUAUUAUCUCAGAGUAUUAACUAUGAUGUUUAAAUUGAAAAACCCUCUCUAUCAAA